GAAGGCUGAACUGGAGUUCUGGUGGCUUAGGAUUGCCAGUGAUAUUUGUUGAUAUUACCUUAGAAUCAUGAAUAUAUCGCAUACUAUACUUCUCUUGUACCCAGUGAAACUGUUUCUGUUUUGUGCAGUACUGGCCUUCCUAACUGUGCAUUGCUUUAGUGGUGAAAGGGAACCCCUCCUUCGGCUAAAUGGAGUGAACGUGAGCCUAGCCAAAGGCAGAUGGGCCCGAUCAGUAAACAACCCUCCGCAGCCGAUUGACUGUGUGCUUUCCAGCUGGUCAUCGUGGAGCACCUGUGACCCCUGUCAAAAGAAAAGAUACAGAUUUGCUCAUGUGGAACGGCCUUCUCAGUUCAGGGGAGACCUGUGUGACUACUCUGACAAAGAAACAGAAGAUUGUGUUACAAACCAUCCUUGCAGAAAUAAAGUUAGAUGCGAAGGCUUUGUAUGUGCAAUUACAGGAAGAUGCAUUACACGGAGGUUGCUUUGCAAUGGAGAUGAUGACUGUGGGGAUCAGUCAGAUGAAAAAAACUGUAAAAAGGUGUAUAGAAAAUGCAACCAGAAGAUGGAGCAAUAUUGGGCAAUAGAGAAUCUGGCAAGAGGGUUAAAUAUCCUCACGAACAAUCUGGAAGGUUUGGUUCUUGAUCACAGGUACUAUGCUGGGGGGUGUACUCCACAUUAUAUUAUGGAUACCAGGUUUAGAAAACCAUACAAUGUAGAAAGCUACUCCCCAGAGACCAAAGGCAAAUAUGAAUUUACAUUGACUGAAUACGAAUCUUAUUCAAGUUUUGAAGAAAAUAUCCUCAGGGCAAAAGCUUCGCAGACUAGCUUUGGCUUUGGAAUAAAGAUACCAGGAGUGUUUGAACUUGGUUACAGUUAUAGUGACAACAGGUUCAAGAAGUUCAUUCAAAGGAUGAAAAAGUUUUCUGCAACUUCCAGCAAAUUUAUUCAUGCCCGUUCUGAGCUGGAUGUUGCCCGUUAUAAACUGAAGCCUCGGACUCUGAUGCUCCAUUAUGAGUUCCUGCAGAGACUCCAUCAGCUGCCUUUAGAGUACAGCUAUGGUGAAUACAGAGAACUUUACAGAGAUUAUGGGACGCAUUACAUUACUGAAGCUACUCUUGGCGGCAUCUACGAAUAUACUUUAGUUGUGAACAGCGAAGAACUCCAAAAGGCAGGUUACUCUUUAAGUGACAUCCAGUCCUGUGCACAGCAUGGCUUUAACGUUGGUGGAAAAGUCUAUGGAGUUUAUAUACGUUUGGGAAUGUCAGCUGCUGGCUGUAAGGCUGUUUUAAAUGAAAUUGGAGACAGCAUCAGGCAAAAGCAAGUUGUGGAAGAUUUCAUAGUCCUUGUUCGUGGAGGAGGGAGUGAGCAUAUCACGACACUUGCCUACAAAGAUCUGCCAACUGCUCAGCUAAUGCAGGAGUGGGGAGAUGCAGUACAGUACAAUCCUGAAAUCAUAAAGCUAAAGGCAGAACCCCUGUCUGAACUGGUGACUGCAACGGACUUUGCAAAUGCAAAUACACUAAGGGAAAAUAUGAAGCGUGCCCUUGUGGAGUUUCAGCUGGAGACCAGUUCCUGUCAUUGUGCUCCAUGCCAUGGCAAUGGAAUUGCCUUUUUGAAAGAAACGCGCUGUGAAUGUAUCUGUCCUAUAGGAUAUCGUGGUACUGCCUGUGAGAUCACAGAAAGAAAAGAUGUUACUAUAGAUGGAAACUGGGGUUGCUGGUCCAGCUGGUCUGCAUGCUCUGGAGGACAACGGAUGACAAGAAGACAGUGCAAUAACCCUGCCCCACAAAAUGGUGGCAAGCCAUGCACUGGGCCAGAUGUUGAAACUAUUAGGUGUUAAGGAAAAUUACUAAAAAUAUAUAAACUAAAAUGACUACCACCUUGCAAAGUUAGUGGGAAGAUAAUUAUAAUUGACUUGAUCAAGCCUCUUUAUUCCUCUUUAAGGGCCUGAUCCAAUGCACACUGAAGUCAACAGAAAGAUCUAACAGGCAUUGGAACAGGAUUCAUAUUUUUAAUAUGAGUCAUUCUGAUUUGACAUGCUGGACAAUUGUCCUGCAGGAUUAAGUGUCCUUGUUUGUUUUAAUAUUGUGGCUUUGCUAUAGGCCUUCAUUUCAAUGGGCUAAUCAAACAAAACUUUAUUUCUUGCACUAUGUGAUACCUGUUGAUUUUUCUUGAGUUUUAAUCUGUGUUCUCAGAUUCCCCUGAGAUAGGGAAAAGGGCAUUUUAUCUUGCAUACACAGGAAAGCAGAUGUGACUCCUCAGAAGACAGCUGUGUCGUGUUGAGCAAAAUGCAGAAAAUUAAAAACUAAAUCUGCAUCAGAGCAAUAGCAUCUAAUGUGAAAUUUGAGUCAGAUGUUUAUCCUAUUAAAAAUUGUUUUGAAGGAAAGAUAAUUGAAUUGAGUAGUACUCUCAAAUACUCAAAUAAACCAAAGCAUCAAAUACACUCUCAAAUACACGCUAACCUGUGCAAUAAUUUGUACUCUUAUUCAUGUUUAGCCCCCUGUCCUGUUCACUGGCCCAGCGUGAAGUUCUUCAAGCUAGGGGAAAUCUGCCUUGUGACUUUUUACACAACUUUAGGAAACUGCUCCUGAGGCUCCUCUUUGUGCUCUGCAUUGUGUGUCAGUGUGUAUUCACCUCAGUCAAACCACCAGGAACAAGAGCAAGACUUUAUUCUGUAAAGAAACACAGAACAGGAUUACAGUCCAGCAGCCGCCUCUCUGCUUGCCUGCCUCGUGCUUCCAGCUUCAGUCAGUGCUGAAACUUCCUGCUGGGAGGGCAGAGGGUACAUCCUGGCAGAAACCAAGAAAGUCUCCCAACAUGCCGCAGUCUGUAGCCCACAACUUAUAGUUCCCAUGGCUACUGCUGAAGCACACAGGACCUUGGGCUGCACGUGGGAUAAGCUUUCCAUAGAACAAAUACAUUUAGAAGGAGGCUGGAGCAUAAUAUCCAAAAGGCACUUAAAGAAAUUAAAAUCAUGAAUUUUGAAGUAUGCAAAACCAUAUGCCAGAAUGAAUACUGUACCCCAUGGAUGUUGUGGCCAAACGGGAAGUGGUGUAUGGAAAAUGAUGUCUCAGAAUGAGGUCAUAAUGCAAGCCAAUCAGCAUUCUACUUACAUUCUCCAGAAAUAUCACUGUCUUGGGAACAGCUCUAGCAAUGAUGGCAAAACUAGCCUUCGUUGUCACGGAGGUGGGCCAAUUGCUCCACUAUUUGGUCCCCCUGAACACCUCGGUGUUUCAACACACCCACUGCUAAUCCAGCCAGUUCAAAUAUUUGAAAUACAGAGAGGCCAGCAAACAAACCAUAGCAAAAACAAACUAGCUGUCUUCAUGCAUUUCUGAUGUACCUAUCAUGGUUGCCCCAGGUUCUUAAGACUCAAAUUCUGUGUGAAAUGGGACAGAAACACUCAGUUCUUGUGUCUUCAUUAUUGGAUGAUGACCUUUGCAAAGACAUUAGUCUGUAGGUGACCAUGCUGUGUAAUAACUAUAGUCAUGUCAGUGUUCCAGCAAAACUAUGAAUAUGGCAACCUAUGCAAAUAUUUAUCUGCUUGCCUAUUUGUUGUAAGUUUGUAACAUUUGCAAGGGCAAAUAUUCUUUUGUCUGGUAAGUCCUUGCCACUUACUGUCCUUUCUAACUGACAUUCUCUUUAUGCAAUUCUGCUAAAAAGAACUCAUGCUUACUGACAUUUUAAACAAUGGAACAUACAUUUGAUUUUAAUCCUCAUGCUGCCUACAUAGUUAUGGACUAGGUCUUUGUGACGGCAUUAAGAAAGGAAAAACAUGUUGCAGAUAUAAAAGCAGAAAACACUCUUCUCAUAAAUGGGCUACAUAAUUGAGCUGCCAACCCAAAAACGCUUCCGUUUUUAUGCUGUAACUGUUAACGCUUUUAUGUGCUGGAAUUUUGCCAGGAGGCUCAUUAGGGUCUCCGUCAAAGAGGGCACAGCCAAAGCAAAAUAUAUUUAAAGGGAUACCAGCAUGGCUGUUAGACACAGAACCCUGAUUAACCAACAUUGUUGCAUCUCACAGGUGUCCAUGCGACUUGCAUGCAAACAUGCAGUGCCGCACUUAAGUUCUCCCUGCUUCGAAACAGGCCAAGGAUGGAAAUUAACAAGGUAUCCUGCUCUACAGGAGUGUGUUCUGUUUUGUAUUUCAACAGCUUUCCUGAGCAUGAUGAUGGAGUAAUCAGGCAGAUCAGAGGCUCACAUGCACAUCCAUCAAAUGCAUCUGCAGUCACAAACAAACUUUGUAACCUGACUUCGAAAGAUCCACUGAGCAGACGAAUAUUUUAUCAGUGUGUCAGGCCUGGGGUGAAGGGUAACACCGAUAUUUCAAAAUCAGCAGGAUUAUUUAAGUAUAAUUUCUGUUGGAGAUUCAAUUUGGGGCCUGUAAGCCUUGGAAUUCUCCCUUAAAAGACAGAACUUUAUUUUGUCCUUGUGGUUUUUGAACUAACUUAUGAUUUAUUAUGGCCUAGGGUAAUAAAAAAUCAUGAUGCACAAGCCACUAGCCGUCACCUUCAGCCCCCAACUAAAACCUCUCC
Messenger RNA from Chelonia mydas (Green sea turtle), 4532 nucleotides. RefSeq names its product complement C8 beta chain (gene C8B). Lineage: Eukaryota; Metazoa; Chordata; Testudines; Cheloniidae. Gene Ontology annotation, molecular function: protein binding. The record is from RefSeq and is a predicted model, not a curated record. Gene Ontology annotation, cellular component: membrane attack complex. The coding region runs from base 68 to 1840 and encodes 590 amino acids. The transcript has 12 exons. Gene Ontology annotation, biological process: immune response.